Molecule: messenger RNA, 2063 nt
Organism: Anguilla anguilla (European eel)
Lineage: Eukaryota; Metazoa; Chordata; Actinopteri; Anguilliformes; Anguillidae
Exons: 4
Coding region: 567-1016 (149 amino acids)
Biological process (GO): immune response
Cellular component (GO): membrane
Molecular function (GO): tumor necrosis factor receptor binding
Source: RefSeq, a predicted model, not a curated record
UGUUUACAACAGCUAAAUGCGAGUGUGAUAUUUUUGUGACGUUGCAUUCCUUCUGCAGAAUUCCAGAUGCUGGCACACUCUAUGCCACAUUGCCUACACUCAACCUCUGUUGCCUAGCAUCACAAUAGGUCCCCAACAGUGCUGUUCUUAAAUUUACAGCCUGAAAAGCCUGUAGUCACCCAGGUAACCAUGAAGCACUGUGACAACGUCUUAGAAAAUGGCUCCUAAACAAAAAAUGCAGAAUUACUGAUCCAAUGAUUGAUUGAGUGGAUGAUUGUGCAACUUUUCCCAGUGCAUUUCUGUUUUAUUUGUGUAAUGCUUUUUACAGAGACAUUGUCACAACCAUACAUUUACAGAAAAGCAGGAAAUAGGAAAAUUGGGAAGCUUGGGAAUCUUGAACCUCCAAAAAAGCCAACUCCUCAGUGGGAAGAACACAAAGCAGUCAAACAGUGUGGAGGGAUAAGCCAGAUGGGUCCCACCCAAACGCCACCCGCACCCGUGGAAUUCUGCCGCUGAACGUUACCAGGUUGGCUGACUUUUUCCAGUCAUCAAGUUCAAAAGCCUCCAUGUUCCUUAAAGCUAAUGACUCCAGAGAGCAGACCAUGGGACAGGUUCAGUGGGAAGAAGUGCAGCACUCCCAGGGCGCGGCCCUGGAGGGGGGCGGCAGGUGGAUCCGCGUGGACGAGGCGGGGCUGUACCUGCUCUUCGUUCAGGCGGUGUACAAGCUGAACCCGGCAGCCGUGCCGGCGGGCGUCAGGGCCGGGGCGGUGACCCUGGAGUUCCAGGUGCUGCUGGAGUACCGGGAGCAGGACGUGGUGCAGAUGUCCUCCGUGUUCGACACGCACUGCUGGGGCCUGAAGGAGACUGACGUGACCCUGAGCCAGGCCGUCCUCCUCCAGGUGGCGGCUGGGGAUCGCAUCGCCGUCAACGCCAGCCACCGCCACCUUAUGGACUACCACGCCAAACCCCUCUCCAGCUUCCUCACCCUACUGAAAUACUCCAACACUGACCACUGAAUAUGCUCCUAGGAUAGCACUCCUAAUACGGAGACAGAUUACGUCUGGUGAUGUAGUUGUAUUGUCCAUGAACCUCGUAUCUCCCAUUUAUUGUCGUUUAGAUUUAUUAACACACGUUGAAAGUUCUCGUCCAGCUAUAUUUUUACUGAACCCUCAUCUUGUCCUCUUUCACGGUUUUGAUCUGAUCUGGGCUUAAGGUUCAGUUACUAGUAUUUCCACAACUGAUACUUUCUCUUAUUGGAAUGGAUUUGAAUGGAAUGUGUAGGCUAUUAUUAUUAUUAUUAUUAUUAUUAUUAUUAUUGUUAUUGUUAUUAUUAUUAUUAUUCAUUCAUUAAUUGUUAUUUUAUUGUAGAUGUUAUCGGGGCUCUGAUGCCAUUUAAUGUAAAGUGAAACAAAAGCAGCUGUUAUAUUUUAUUAUACUAUUUAAAUGUCUUUCAGUUUGAUUGUCCAGUUUGAAGCUAUUUUUAAGCAUGUCAUUUUUAAGAUUUGUCAUCAUAAGAGUUAGGGUUAGGGUGUCUAAUGCAACACAUCACUGUUACAAAAUCUUUAAUAUUUGCAAUGGAAAGGUCACAACAUAAAGAACAUUAAAUUAACAAUUUGUAAAGCUUCAGUUCUGUUAUGAUUUUAAAUUCCUCCACACUUUAAGUUUUGACUUGCAUUGUACAUAUCACUGUAUGGGGUGUCAUUAAAUUUGCUGGCAGCAGACAAUUAUUUCAUUUCAUAGGCUACUUUCUUACACUGCAUGCCACAGUACAGAAUUGCAACUGUGAUGUGAAUUUAAAAAAAAAAAAUGGAAUCACGAAAGUGAAUAUGCUUGGGUUUUGGUUCCCAGUGUGUGAUAUUUUUGACUUAUUGACUAAAUUUUUGAGGGUACACUUCCUCAUUUGAGUUCCAGUGUGUGGUUUCGAUUUGUAUGCUUUUGAUUUGGUACGGUGAAGGAUAUUUUACAUAUUCACAGACGUUUCUAAUGACGUAGCCUUGUUUCCAAUGGCUGGCAUUUGACGGUUUGUGGGAUAAAGCAAUAAAAUGUCUGUAUUUGACUCCAAA